Molecule: messenger RNA, 1308 nt
Organism: Symbiodinium sp. CCMP2592
Lineage: Eukaryota; Dinophyceae; Suessiales; Symbiodiniaceae
Source: the annotation of a GenBank genome assembly
AUGGUCUCGAUUUCGCAGCAAGAAGAUCGCGUAGAGGUCGUUCCGGCCCAUGUGCAGGCCUGCCGCCACCACACUCACCGCCAAAGCGUGGAUCCAGAAUUUCUGGAGGAGCUAAAAAGAAGGCGGGAAGAAUACAAAAAGAAGAAGGCAGCUGCCGACCAGAGCAAAGUGCUCAGCUUGGAGCAGAUUGCGGAGGUCUUCGGCCCUGAGGGCUCCUUUGCUGUCCGUGGGGAGCCCCCGACGGAUGGCUGGAUCUUCAGCGCCUACGAGGAUCCCUACACCGAGCGAGCCUGGAGUUUUCUACCCGAAGAUGGUGGCAGCCUUCAUCAGGAGGGUGUCUGCAACGAGAGCACCUUGGCCAAGACCUGGGGAAUCGCCGUCGCCAGCUGCAAGGGCUGUAAGUCGCCAAGCGACACCACCGUCGGCCAGGACAACUUCGCAGUGGCCCAGCUGUCCUGCGGCUGGAAAGCACUUUGUGUCUUUGAUGGACAUGGCCACAAUGGCCACUGGCCUGCCCUGCGUGCUGCACAGACGAUGCCGUAUUUCCUCCAGCAGGCACCCUGCUCGGAUGCCCUGAAGUGCGGGCAAGUCGCGGCGGCCUUGACCUCUGCGUUUCGCAGUGUACAGGAGGAGAUGGAGGCUGCGGCGGUCGUCCAAGAGCAUGACCUCCACCUUUGCGGAGCUACAGGCACCGUGGCGCUCAUUGCCCCAGGUGGCAAGUCUGUGUGGGUGGCUACGGUCGGAGACUCGCGUGCUAUGCUCAUGGAAGGUGACAGCAACACUGUGUAUCAGACAUCUGAUCACAAAGUGUCGCGAGACGAUGAAGCUGCACGGAUCAAGCAAGCCGGUGGAAAGGUCAUCAUUUCCGAAUAUGCAGAUGGGACUCGAGACUACCGGGUUGCUCCGAAGGACUUGUCCUCACCUCAGAUCGCCAUCUCGCGAUCGUUGGGAGACCUCAUCUUCAAGGACUCUGGGGUCAUUGCGGCCCCCGAGAUCGUGGAGUGGCAAGUGAAGAAGCCGUCCGAUGCAUACGUGCUCGUAUGCAGUGACGGUGUCUGGGAGUUCCUGAAUGCGAUGGACCUCCGGGGCUUGACACUGGAGGCUUUGAGAUCGGAAGGUGCCUCGGCGACCGAGGUGGUACGUGGGCUCCUGCAGCGUGCCAAGCAGACUUGGAACGACAUGGAGGAGUACUACUGUGACGACAUCACAGUGAUGCUGGCCAGCAUGAGCGGCGGGCUACCCGCAUUGCUGAGGGCUCCCAAAGAAGGCUGCCCAGGCUGUAAGCAGGGGUCGUGUCCGACACAAUGA